This is a messenger RNA of Magnolia sinica, 1272 nucleotides long. Its product is annotated as very-long-chain aldehyde decarbonylase GL1-10-like. NCBI's taxonomy places the organism in Eukaryota, Viridiplantae, Streptophyta, Magnoliopsida, Magnoliales, Magnoliaceae. The coding region runs from base 116 to 1030 and encodes 304 amino acids. Gene Ontology annotation, molecular function: C-4 methylsterol oxidase activity; iron ion binding. The transcript is spliced from 5 exons. Gene Ontology annotation, biological process: sterol biosynthetic process. The record is from RefSeq and is a predicted model, not a curated record.
CAACGUAGUUGCUCCCACCACCCAUUUGCCCGAGUCUGGUUUUUCUAGGGCACAGCGUCCUUAUUUGUAGGGUAUCCUACCAGCUCUUUCCUUGCUCUCUCCAUCGAUCUCGACGAUGUUGCCUUUCCAGACCAUGCAAGAAGCCGAGCAGGCCCUUGGCCGGAGUCUAACGUACGCAGAGAGCCUAUGGUUCCGGUACUCAGCCCGAAUUCCAGACUACUGGCUCUACUGCCACAACAUCCUCUUCCUCUUCCUGAUAUUCUCUCUCAUCCCUCUUCCCCUCGCUUUCAUGGAGCUCAAACGCUCCAAAUCCCUCAAGAAAUACAAGCUCCAGCCCAAAGUCCUCCUUCCUUCCCAAACCGUCCUUCAAUGCUACAAAGAUGUCAUGCGGGUUUUCAUCUUCGUCAUCGGCCCGCUCCAGCUCGCUUCUUACCCCACCAUCAAGUUGGUUGGAAUUCGAACGGGAUUGCCGCUGCCAUCGGGAUGGGAGAUUUUCUUCCAGCUUCUGGUGUAUUUCUUGAUUGAAGACUACGGGAACUACUGGAUUCAUCGGCUGCUACACUGCAAGUGGGGGUACGAGAAGAUCCAUCGGGUCCACCAUGAGUUCACGGCUCCGAUUGGGUUCGCCGCGCCCUACGCGCACUGGGCUGAGGUCCUGAUCCUUGGGAUCCCGUCUUUCGUUGGGCCUGCGCUUGUUCCGGGCCACAUGAUCACUUUCUGGCUGUGGAUCGCCCUUCGGCAGAUCGAGGCUAUUGAGACGCACAGCGGUUACGACUUCCCUCAAAGCCCAACAAAAUAUAUUCCGUUCUAUGGAGGCGCGGAAUACCAUGAUUACCAUCAUUAUGUUGGAGGACAAAGCCAAAGCAACUUCGCGUCUGUGUUUACUUACUGCGAUUACAUAUAUGGAACCGACAAGGGCUAUCGAUACCAGAAGGAGCACCUCGCAAAGAUGAGAGAGCAAUGGAGACGAGGUGAACAAAAUGGCCAAUCUUACCAUGCUCUGCCAGCCGAUGAAGAUAAGUCGGAGUAAGCAUGAUCUUCAAGACUCAACUCACCAAAAUUUCUGUUGUUGGUUUGCUUCAUAGCUGCGUGCAUGGAUUCCCAACACUCAGGUUGCAAAGUUGAUAUCGUCUGCUGUUUGUAUGAUUUGCUUCCUGUAGCAAGGCUGAUCUUUUUUUUCUUCUUCUUCUUUCCCCCAUCGCCCCUCUUUUUCUUUUAUAUUAAAAUAACAUGAGUGCUUUGCCAUUGCUUGUUUAGGUCUUCUAAGAAAGU